This is a messenger RNA of Halichondria panicea, 4167 nucleotides long. RefSeq lists its product as uncharacterized. The record is from RefSeq and is a predicted model, not a curated record. Bases 3311 to 3865 code for a protein of 184 amino acids. Lineage: Eukaryota; Metazoa; Porifera; Demospongiae; Suberitida; Halichondriidae. The transcript has 4 exons.
AUAAUCCAGUGCAAGUGCAUAUAAUCCAGUGCAUUAUGCCAUAUAAUGCAGUGCAAUAUAUGGUAGCCAUGGCAGUGAUGCAACAUGCUAUAUACUGAGCACUGGAUUGCUUUGAUCUGCCCACUCACUGGGCAACAAGUGAUAUAUAUAUAUACAGCUUUGGUAAAGGACUAAAACUAUUAAUUUUAACUAUUACAAUUCAAUCAACCCUAUUAUCAUGUGCACUGGCAUACUCACCUGCAAUCUCGUAGUUCCUAUUUUAGCCAAUAGCGAUGAAUAUCAUUUAUUAAAGUAGGUGUUGAAUUGCUCAGUCAAUCCAAUGUGUGCAAAAUUCACAUGUGGUAAAGUUGAGUGGGUGUGAUCAAUCCCCUUGAGAUACUGCAAUCUGAUUGGAGCUGGUGGAGUUGGUGGAAUUCCAACAACAAGUGUGGAUAGGCUUGAUUCCCGACCUCCUUCCGGGCAACGGUAGAGGGUGGUUAAUUUAUGAGACUAUGUUUCUGCACGGUUUCUGUCGCUGAAUCUGUUGACUUGCAUAUGGCUACGCCGCCCCGGAGUAUUACGGCUACUUAAUGGCCCAAGAGCGUAACUACUGACAUACGAGUGCAUAUAGAUGUUGGCAUGGAGAUUGUCCUGGGAACAGCAAGACACCGAGGCAUAAUAAAAUAUCUGUCACCUACUAGUAUUCACUCUCAUUUUGCCUAUACCCAUGCAGCCAAAGAAAGUGGUAUAGAUUAUAGAUGAUUAUUGCAACAUAAUAUGGACGAGGAACCUGGGUAUCCAAAAAGUCCAUUCUUUGGGUACAGAAGAGGUUUCCUGAGAUGGUCUGCCACUGCUCGAUCCAGUCGAGAACAUGCACAUCUCUAAGGUUAACAUGUACAACACUGCUGGUGAGAUAGCCACAUAUUUGUAGUCACUUUAAAGCAUCUCCUCUCCUUUGUACUACUGAUUUUUACUGGUAUGCAAUAAUGUAAUUGAGACAGUGCUGUGAUGGUUGAGGAAGAUGGAAAGUAGCCAAUAACAUUAGAUUUUCCAAUACGUACCAAUAUGUACCAACACGGAUUUUUACUCCAAAUGGUGUUGGGACGACCAAACAUCUUAAUUACGCCAUUAUAGUACAGAGUCAGACAGUUUGAAAGUACUAUAAUUAUACGUAACUUUCAGGUAGACUUGGUCACACAAGGAGUUUGUGAUUAUCAGAUUUUGAGAUUCAUGUAUCAUGUAUUAUGGGUGGAUAUAACCUUCUGUAUGGUAAUCAUUGAAUGUCGAAUACUAAGAAUUAUUGAAUAUUGACUUCUAAGAUUAGUGAAUAUCAAAUACUAAGAACUUAUGAAAUUCUACUUUCAACUCAACCUUUCUCUUACGUACAAAUUGCACGUUCUAAUGUUAUGCUUAGCCAUGAAUAAAAUUAUGAAGGAAUCUAGUGUAUAUAUAAAGAUCAGUAUCAGUACCUAUUUGUCAUUCAAUCUGUAACGUAAAAUUGAAGUGAAAGGUCACAAAUAUGACAACUGUAAAGAAAUUCAGAAAUAAAGACUACAACGAGUUGAUUUUUAUCUGGUUGUUGCUUGCAAACUUACUUUAUACUGGAAUCAGAGAUGCUCUUCAUGUUUUAGACAGGUUUGAUGCACCAUUGGGUGAAGCAAUUGGAAACUUAACUGUCUUCUUCAUAAUGGGGCUGGUCGCUUGUAUUCCUGGAAUAAUUGAAUCAGUUCGUCUGUAUCCUAAGAAAGAGUUGAAUCAGCAAAGAGCUUGGUUGAUUAUGAAAACAUGGAUCCAACUUGUUUGCAUAUCAUUAUGUUAUUUUAUUGGAGAUAAUUUGUACCAAACACUUAGUGUCCAUGGCGAGCCUAUAGGAUGUGGUGAUCGUUGCUUAACUACUAGUCGAAUCGCUUCACUAGCAUGCUUAGGCAUAGCAGCUGUAUCCGUGUACUUAACACCCAGUUUGUUCAAAGAGAUUGAAAGUGCUGCAAAAUUUGAAGAGAAAAAGGAGGAAGAAAGCGAGAGAAACAGUGAUCUGCUGCACAUAUUGCUGAAGCUGUUUGUUGAAGGAGUAAAAGUUGAUAUAAUGUACACAACACUACUUGGAUUUGGUAUGUCGUAUGGGUUUGAUUUUGACACAAAAAAAAUGCAAUAUUGUGAAAACGGGAGCAAAGCAUAUGGCCUGCUAAUCAUUGUUAGUUGCUACUUGAUUGCCAUAGUUAUUGCAUUUAUACAAUAUCGUAGCACUUUAAUAAAAUGUCAAGCCUGCAAUCAUGAAAAAAGAAAAAAAUGGAGAAAGAUAGUUUCUGACAUAUGUACGUGGGACCGAAUGCUUGCUAUCUGCUGUUGCCUUUUUUUCCUUUUUUUUCUUGUCAUGUUCACACUUGCCGACAAUCCCCUACCGUUAGAAUACGAACUUUGCAAUUAUAACUCCUCUUCCCCAGAAUAUCGCCUUACCAAGCAACGUAUCUUUCAAGUGAAAAGUGCUUUGAGUUUCAUAUGCUUUCUAUUGGUAUUAGUACCCGUAUUUGCUCUCUUUUGCAUUAAUUUUAUUAAUUCACUGUUCUACGCUCUAAUAACACAUGUGCGAAUGCAUUAAGUAAAAAUUAGGAAUUAGACACAUUCUACUUUACUGUUUUUAUAGAACCAUUUUUUAACAUCUAAAGAAGGUAUAUACCCAUUUUGAAACAAAUCAAUUGAGUAUUAUUUUGUUAUACAGAAUUCAGUUAGAAAGCAUACAAGUAAAACAAUAGACAGUUGCACUAACACUCUAUUUAACGUCCUGAUUGCUAUGACCUUUGACCUAAUUAUAAUUAACAUGUAACAAUUAUGUAGGAAGUGGUAAGAAUGAUUUCCCCAAAAAUUCCAAGAAGCCAUCCUGCUUACAAAUCAUGUACUACAAUGUGUUGAACUUUUAAAGCUUCAUAUUUCAAAACCGGAAAUGUGUCAAUUCCUAAUUUUUACUUGAUGCAUUCACAUAAUUAUAUAUAUACUCGUCGACUUUUCCUUGUUUACAAUACAUGUGUGAAAACGUGUGUACAUUAUUAUUUUUAUAGCUAUUUAAGAAAAAAGUGCUCUUAUUUUUAUUUUUUCAUGUGUACCAUUUUAUAUUUUUAUUGGUAUGAAAUCUAUGGCCACGCAGAUUCACCUAAUUGUGUACCGGUGUAGAAGCAAUAUGGGGCUUCCCCCGAUUUUGGGGCCCCCCCCAUAGCCCUAUUUCACUAGCGCUUUGAGGACCUUCCAGUAAUAUGGGGCCCUUGGACAAGUGUCCAGCAGAUUGCCAGGAUCCACAGUAACCAUCCAGUGUGAUGCUGGGUAUGUGUCUGCGAUUACAAUGGUGACAUGUGAGGGUACUCUGAUGUGGAGUCCAGACCCUGAGGCUAUUGAGUGUACAUCACUAACCACACCUACUCCCACAACUCUCCCCCCUCCAAUGAACUGCACAGCUUCACUACUCCCACCACGGGAUGGCACCAUCAGUAAUUAUUCAGUACCAGCUAUUCCCGGUACUCAUGUGACUUUCCAGUGUGACAAUGGACUGUUCCCUGGGGGGGUAAUGACUGCCACCUGUCUAGCUACGGGAGAGUGGGACAGGAACACGAGGGAGAUUGUCUGCAGAGCUGCUCUUUGUAAUUGUGCCAGCCUAUCUGCAGCUGUCUCCAUCAGUGUGGUUGUCACGGCAGCUCUAUUUACAAUCAUUGGAUUGUUGAUAGGACUCUUGAUAAUGCAUUUGUUCAUACAUAAGAAGGCAGUGUACUCCCCGUCAGCUAAAGAGCAAGCUAAUGUAGGACCCACUGUACCAGCUGGUCCUGUUUAUGAAGAGGUGUUACCCAAAGAGGAGACUAACCAGGCUUAUGGACCAUUAGUAAUUUCAUCAACAGUUAAUUAAUGUAGAUGUACAUAGCACUAUACAUCCGUUCAUUAUCAACAACCUAGCUAAGAACAAUGUAAACAAUAACAUUGUUCAUUAAAAAGCCACUACAUGUUUUGUAUCAAAAGAAGUAAUUCAAAGAAGCUAUAAUAAUAAUAUGCAGUUCAAUAUAUGUACCUGCAGCCAAUGAAAAUGAUAAUAGCAUGUGGCAUAAAGUUAAAAAAAUUAGGCAGCUGUAUAUAACUAAAAUUAAUAACAGACACUGUUUAGUGUCUAUGCGUACGAUGGGGUUUUAGAAGCCUUAGAAUCGUAAAGGCACU